Triticum urartu is the source of this 3678-nucleotide messenger RNA. Its product is annotated as nuclear intron maturase 3, mitochondrial. Gene Ontology annotation, cellular component: mitochondrion. Lineage: Eukaryota; Viridiplantae; Streptophyta; Magnoliopsida; Poales; Poaceae. The record is from RefSeq and is a predicted model, not a curated record. Gene Ontology annotation, biological process: mitochondrial mRNA processing; homing of group II introns. Gene Ontology annotation, molecular function: RNA-directed DNA polymerase activity.
UGGUGGUCUAGUCGCGGCGGUCGCAAACUUGCGCUUUCCUCCCGCCCGCCGGCCGCAGCCUCCGCCCCCUCCCCACCUCCGCCGCGCCGCACAUGCUCCCCCGCCUCGCCCGCGCGCACCGCCGCGUCCUCCUCCCCACACGUCGCGCCCUCUCCACCUCCACCACCACCACCGUCGCCGUGCCGGCGCCGCUCUCCGCCGCGGAGCUCGAGGCGCUGCUCCGCCGCGACCACUACUCCGCCUCCACCCGCCGCUUCCACUCCCUGCUCCCGCUCCUCUCCCACCCCUCCCUCCUCCUCGCCUCCGCCCUCCUCCUCCGCCACCGCUCCCACCCCUCCCUCCCCCCAUCCACGGACCCCCUUCCUCUCCCCACCGCCGCCGCCGCGCCGCCCUCCCCCUCCUCCCACCUCCGCCUCAUCCUCCCCUCCCGCCUCAAGGGCCGCCCGCUCCCGCUCCCGUCCCUCCCGCUCCGCCUCGCCAUGCUCUCCGCGGCCUCCGCCCUCGACGCCGUCUUCGCCCCGCGCGCAGCCACCUUCGCCUACCGUGCUCGCCACGCCGCCAUCCGCUACCUCCGCUCCAUCCCCAACGCCACCUGGUUCUUCCGCGUCGCCAUCCCGCGCCAGCCCUUUGCCACCCGCCACGUCCGUCGCCUUCUCGACGCCAUCUCCGGCAAGGUCGACGACCCCGGGUUCCUGGACUAUCUGCGCGAGAUGUUCCUCUCCGGUGCGAUAGCCUUCGAGCUCGGCGGCUCUGAGCUCUGCCGCGGGCUCCCGCAGGAGUCGGAGCUCACCAGCACGAUGCUGAACAUAUUCUUUGAUCCUGUGGAUAGAGAGGUGAUGGCCAUCCGGGAGGAGGUGCACAAGAAGAAUCCCAGAGUUAAGGAUGACAGCGUUCGGCAUACGCCUGUGAGAGUGUAUGCCGUCCGGUAUCUCGACGAGACGAUGGUUGUGACCUCCGGGUCGAAGAUGCUCACACUUGAGGUCAGAGAUAGGAUCCUCUCAGUGUUUGAGAGGGAUUUGGAGGUGAAGGUUGACAGGUUUGGUAGCUCAGUUCACAGUGCAGCGUCAGAGAAGAUGGAAUUCCUGGGGAUGGAGUUUCAAGCCGUGCCGCCGUCAGUCUUACACCCUCCCAUGUCUGAGAAGGCGAAGAGGGCAAGGAAGAUGUAUCUGAAAAGGAAAGCAGCGGAGGCGCAGGAGCUGAAGAAUGCCCGGGAGACAUGGAGGAAGAAGCUUGGGUUGAAGAUACUGAACCACUUGUUCAAGAAGGUGAGGCGUGGGCAUGAGUUUGAGUUUGCCUUCCGAAUUGAGGAUGAAGUGCGGCAGGAGUUCAAGGGUUGGGCAGAGGAGACAGUGGUUGAAUACUUCAAGUCGCAGGAGCAUCGCCGUCAUUGGCACCGAUUGUUCACAUCUGGUGACUUCUUGUCACUGAAUAGGGUGAGGGAUCAGUUGCCAUCAACAUUGGUGGACUCCUAUGACCAAUUACAGGAAACACUCGACAGGUUUUUGAUGCCGAGGAGGGGCCAUGACAUAACUGAGGAUGAGGAGAUGCUAGCAGAGGAGGAGGACGAGAGACAAUAUGAGAAUAGGAUUGUUGAGGACUUGACAGAGUUGAAGAUGAGGGUCAAUGCACCAAUAGAGCUUGUAAGAAAGGCGGUAAAGUUGGCCGGGUUCACAAAUUCCAUGGGACGGCCACGGCCAAUAAAGCUACUUAUCUGUCUGGAUGAUGCAGAUAUCAUCAAAUGGUAUGCUGGUGUGGGGAGGAGGUGGCUAGAUUUUUUCUGCUGCUGUCGGAAUUUCAAGAUGGUCAAGAUUGUUGUGAGUUAUCACUUGAGGUUCUCCUGCUUCUUGACAUUGGCGGAGAAGCAUGAGUGCACCAAGAGGCAAGCAAUUAGCCAUUAUACAAAGGAUUUGAAGGUGACAAAUGAAAAUGGAGUGCCUGAAGUGUACUUUCCAACAGAGAAGGAGAUCAAGAUGAUGGGUGAUAAGAAUCUCUCUGAUCCAAAGCCUGUGGAUGGAGCCUUGACAAUGAUCUUGGUCAGGUUGGCGGUCGAUGACACCUCCCUCCCAUGCCUGGCUCAUUUUUGUGCUGGAACAGACACUGCCCUUUACCGGAUACGUCUUUUGCAGAAUCGACUAAAUGUCGAUCCUUUGAAUGAAAAGAAGUGGGUCCAAGGACUAAGUGCCAUUCAUGAGAGUCUGAACAAGAAAUGCCUCCCACUGUGCUCCAUACAUGCAAGCGAUCUACUUCUUGGCAAGAUUACUCUCCGAGAUAUUGAUUGUACUCAGUUUGUUGAUGUGGUGUGAAAAGAAAAAACAACUUGCAUGAUGCCUAGUUCGAAACACAAAGCUCACAUAAAGAUGCAAUACUGCAGUGCUUGCCAAGUGUAUUUAGUGCUGAUUGCAUUUGGCACUGUACAUGUCCUGGAUAUCCAUCCUGUCAGUGGGUAGAGCAAAUACUGAUUAGUUUUUUUACAGAGGAAUGAUGUGGUAUGCUAGUUUUACCAUUGAAUGUGCAAACUAACUUCAUGUCAGUUUUACUCAGGUAUAAAGUUUGCUGGUUGCAGCUCAAUUUGGAGAGUAGUGAGGUCCGUGGCUGCUUUGGGGUGUACUUCCUCGGUUUUUCCUGCCUGGGAAACCAUUUGUGAUUGUGUGCUCCUGCCUUCUGGUGUUGACACCUGACCAAUUAUUUAUCCGUGCUCGUCCUUGCCUACACCCCUCUCACCCUCUGUUUCUUCCAUGUCUACUUUCUGUGAGAAAAUUGUUUUAGCUAGGCUGUUUUCGGUUUUCAGUAGUUUUCUUAUAAAAUGUGACUAUGGAGUAUGAUACACAUGCAAUUCCUUGUGUGGUUUCUUUGCAUGGAGCUCAAUGUAAUAUCAAUACUUUUUGCUGCUGCUCUCAUCAGACAUCUUCACUUCACCUCAAACAUUGCUCCCAGCGCUUGGGCUGUGGAAGAUGCUCCACUCCUGAGAUCUCCGACCAUCUGUUCGUUGAUUGCCCUUUUGUCGACUCGCAACAUUCUCUGAAAACAGGGCUCCAGACCUACAAAUUGGUCAAAGCCCACAUGCUGUUCACCCACAUACCCAGAGGAACAUUCUUAUCUUCCUCUGUUGGCAUGUCUGGUCUAAUCUGCCAUAUUUUUCUUUGUCGGCGACAUCCUUUGGCAUUGUGAUGAAGAUAGUGCCUUGUCUUAUGAAAAAAAAAGAUUUGACGACACUGCUGGCUCUUGGCUAACUGAAGCACGAAGCUUCCUGCUCUCUCUUCUCUCCUGAUUUUUUUUAUGGACAUUGAGUUGUAGGCUUGAGCCGCCCUAUUAUUAUUGGGCCUCUUCUGUCCUCCAUAGAUAUAUCCAGGGGCAUGGUACUGUCAAAUCUGCCUCCGAAGAAAUUAGUGAUGCACUUGCCAAGGAAGGAGAAGAUCUAGAAAUGUUGCGAACAUGUUGGUAACUAGUGUUGAUGCUCAAAUAAUUCCUAAAGUUCAAUAUUAUUCUCCACAAAUGUAUUUAAGUUAAGCUAAUUAAUUUAAUAAACAAGCUUGUUGAGUGGCAAUCCAAAACCUUUUAGGUUUUUUUUUUGUAUUAUGUGUUUAAUAGGAACCCAAAAUCAUCAAUUCUAUAGUUUUAUCGUUGGUUUAACUCUUUGUAUUUUAUACCUUUUUUGUUUACACUUGUAUUUAUACAAUU